Molecule: messenger RNA, 7895 nt
Organism: Protopterus annectens (West African lungfish)
Lineage: Eukaryota; Metazoa; Chordata; Ceratodontiformes; Protopteridae
Gene: CLIP2
Product: CAP-Gly domain containing linker protein 2
Exons: 17
Coding region: 599-3694 (1031 amino acids)
Biological process (GO): cytoplasmic microtubule organization
Cellular component (GO): microtubule plus-end; cytoplasm; nucleus
Molecular function (GO): microtubule plus-end binding
Source: RefSeq, a predicted model, not a curated record
AGAGCAACCUCCCACCCCCAGUGGCAAGCAGCCAAACAGCCCUUCACUGACUGGCUAAGAAUUGAGCCGUUGAGCUAUCCCAAAGGGAUCCUGAAAGCAGUUACGUUACAGAGCUCUGUAAAUCAAGCUUCUGCUUUUGCUUGCUUGACCAUCUCUGACACACUUCCGUGUGCCUUACUAGUACUGAUCAAACCUGUCUCUUCAUUCCUGGAAUACUGCUAAUAUCAGAACAAUCAUACAAUACCAGCAGUCUCAGCAGUGUACCUAAUUGUGCGGAAUAUUCCUCCUGGCUACCGUAGCUGUUUUCUCACUGCAUCCUUUUUUCAAAGAUCAGACUUUGUUUUUUGCUCAGCAUCUCCAGCUUAAGGGAGUGGCAUACUAGAGAAGCGAGUUUACAUCUUUGCAUAGCAGGCUGGUCACAGGGAAGGAGUCUUUGCUGAUCCUGUUACAAGCUGGAUGCUUUGAUGAGAAAGAAAGGAUAUGCGAAAAUGUUAGCAACCACUGAGCUCAUGGCAGCCUGACACGGGUGGCAGCAGUCAAACUCUUUGGGAGAAGAAAGGCAGUGGUGGAUAAUUGGAGAUAGAGAUAAUAUAUCACCAUGCUAAAACCAAGUGGACUUAAAAUCCCAGGCAGAGGGACAAAGCACUCAAGCCCUGGAAGUCGUUCUUCAGCUGUCAGUUCAGGGUCCACAGGGUCUAAAGAAGGGUCACCUUUGCAUAAACAAACCAGUGCAUCAGUAUCUAGUGCUGAGAAAUCGGGGUCAAAGAUCAUCGAAGUGGGAGAUGAUUCCUUGGGAGAUUAUACAGUUGGUGAAAGAGUUUGGGUGAAUGGUGUGAAGCCCGGUAUAAUCCAGUACCUUGGAGAGACUCAGUUUGCCCCUGGUCAGUGGGCUGGAGUUGUCUUGGAUGAAGCUGUGGGAAAGAAUGAUGGCUCAGUUGGUGGUGUCCGGUAUUUUGAGUGUCCCCCUUUGCAGGGGAUUUUUACGCGGCCUUCUAAACUAAGUCGCCAGUUUACAGCUGAGGGAUCUGGCAGUGAUACUCAUUCUGUAGAAUCACUUACUACUCAGAACUUAUCACUGCACUCAGGGAUGGUCACCCCUCCACUGACUAACCAGAGAAUUAUUGUCCCAUUAAGAGAGAGUGUCCUCAACAGCAGCAUGAAAACUGGAAAUGAGUCUGGAUCUAAUCUUUCAGACAGCGGGUCAGUGAAGAAAGGAGACAAAGAUCUACGUAUUGGGGACCGUGUGCUAAUCGGUGGGACCAAAACAGGAGUGGUGAGGUAUGUCGGUGAGACAGACUUUGCAAAGGGAGAGUGGUGUGGAGUGGAACUGGAUGAACCUCUUGGGAAGAAUGACGGAGCUGUUGCUGGAACAAGGUAUUUUCAGUGUCCGCCUAAAUUUGGACUUUUCGCUCCAAUCCACAAAGUGAUUCGGAUUGGAUUUCCAUCUACCAGUCCUGCCAAAGCCAAAAAGAGCAAACGAAUGGCAAUGGGUAUAUCAGCACUAACACACAGCAACAGUAGCUCAUCCAUCAGCUCAGUCAGUUCAGUAGCAUCAUCUGUUGGAGGACGACCUAGUCGCACAGGCCUGCUAACAGAGACUUCUUCACGCUAUGCUCGAAAGAUUUCUGGAACAACUGCUCUUCAGGAGGCACUAAAAGAGAAGCAACAACACAUCGAACAGCUCUUGGCUGAAAGGGACCUGGAACGAGCUGAAGUCGCCAAAGCUACGAGUCAUAUCUGUGAAGUGGAAAAGGAGUUAAGUGCUUUAAAGGCUCAACACGAACAGUAUGUAUCUGAAGCCGAAUGCAACCUGCAACGAAUACGUUCUAUCCUAGACACAGAAAAGAAGGAGAAGACAGAACUGCUGAACCAGCUUGAGGAGGAAAGAAGGAAGGUAGAAGAUCUCCAGUUUCGAGUAGAAGAAGAAUCAAUUACAAAAGGAGAUCUAGAGACUCAGACGCUGUUGGAACACGCUAGAAUACAGGAGCUCGAGCAGACUCUCCUGUUUGAGAAGGCAAAAGCUGACAAACUUCAGAAAGAAUUAGAGGACAAGAGGCUAACAACUGUAGCAGAAAAAGGCAGGAUCCGUCAGCUGGAGGAAGAGCUCAAUAUGAAGUGCAGUGAGAUAGAGGGUCUUCAGCAAUUUCUUCAGACCUCCAGUGAAGCAAAUGUUCCCGAACACAAUUUUGGCCCUCAAACAGAGACAUUCCGGUUGAGAGAACAGUUGCUGUCCAUUAGCAAGGAGAAGCAAAAGGAAAUCAGCCUGCUCAGAGCAAAGUAUGACAAAACCGUAAAAGAAUGCCAACACGAAUGUGAAAAGCUGAAAACAGUUAAUGAAAAACAUGUGCAAGAGAUUUCAGAAUUAAAGCACAAACUGCAGCAAUCAACCAAGGAGAACAUGGAAAUGAUGGACAACUGGAAAAACAAACUGGAUAGCCUAGCAUCUGAUCACCAGAAAUCACUUGAGGACCUCAAGACUUCCUUGACAACAGGAACUGAUGCACAGCAGAAAGAGAUUGUGGGGCUUAAGGCAUCUUUAGAAAGCUUGAAAAUGGAACACCAAUUAGUUAUUGAGAACCUCAAAGCCAAGCAUGAGAUUGAGAUGGCUGUGCAUAUCAAGGAAAAGGAGGAUCUGAAGUCUAAGUCACAAGACCUCAAAAAACAAAUUGAUGAAAGUGAAGAGAACUGGAGAAAGCAGCUUGAAAUAAAAACAAACCAGCAUCUGCUGGAGCUCCAUGAGGCCAAGGACAAGCUGAAUGAUGCAGAGCACAGAAUCCUUGAGAUGGAAAAACUCCAUAGUGAGUACAAGGACCAGGCUCAGGCCAUUGCUUUCCUCAAAGAGCAAAUAACAAUGGCAGAGAAGAAGAUGGUGGAACAUGAGGUAUUACAGAAAAGUGAGGCACAGUGUAAGCAGGAGAUCCGAGUCUUGCAAGAGAAACUUCUCGUUAUGGAAAACAGACUGCAGUCCAAAGAGGUGCUUGAAAAAAAUGAUAUCACAGAAGAAAAGCUCAAACAAAAACAGACUAUAGAAGGCCUACUGGACAAAUUGAAUAAAAAAGAACAGGACUUAGUGGCAAUGUCAUCUCAGACUGACACACUGAAGGCUCACAUUACAGCCCUGGAAACAAAAUGUCGCUCAGCAGAAAAGAAGGCGGAGAUCCAGCUCAAGGAGAAACUAAGACUGGAGUCAGAGCUGGAGGCAGUAUCUAAAAAAACACAUGACGCCUCAGGGCAGCUAGUUCUGAUCAGCCAAGAACUGCUAAAGAAGGAAAGGAGUCUGAAUGAACUGCGAGCUUUGCUGCUGGAAGCAAACCGUCACUCUCCGGGUCCUGAGCGUGACCUGAGUCGAGAGGUACAUAAAGCUGACUGGAGACAGAAGGAACAGAAGCUACAGGAAGAUAUUAAAGUCCUGAGGGAGAAAAUCAAUGUCCUAGACAAGGAGAAAACAAUAUCUGACCACAGGCGUUACUCAUUGAUAGAUCCUACCUCAGAUUCUGAGGUAGUUCGACUACAGCACCGACUUCUGAGUACAGAGGAUGUUCUGAGGAAUGCUCUAGAACAAAACCAACAGAUGGAAAAACUUGUGGAGGCCAUGAGAACCAACUCUGAGAAAAUGCAGACCAUGGGAAAUGUCGGAUCAGCCAAUGGGCUCCACCCACAGGACAAAGUCCACAAGCAGGAGGAGAAACACUGAUGCCAACGUCUGUAUCAGCAAAAGUCCUGCAGUCAGGAUCCAAGAUCAUUGCCAUGCAUCUCUUGAAGUGUGGAAUUCAGACAACAGCAGUGUUGUGCCUGAUCCUACAGUGGUGUACAGAUUUUCCCACAGUGUUCAGUUUUAAUUUAAGUUAAUGAGAGUAUUUAAUAUUACAGCUCUAUAGAUAUGCUGGCAAAAACUGUCUGUUAAAUGUGUACUGUACAUUAAAAAGUAGGAGUAGGGCUUAUGCCAAGUUAUCCAAAGAGCCUCUGCUGUUAGACCUUCACUACUGCUGGUACUUGCUACCAGGUUGCCCCAAAAAUCAUGGUACUGGGGACAUCUGAUGGGGCAUUGCUAUAUCUGCUGACAGCAGACUGAUCUUGGUUUGACAAAUGUGGACUGAAGGAGAAAGACUUUCCAGGACUUGUAUUGUGAAUACUCUCUUUUUCAUAAAGGUGAACAGGCGCUACUGUUUGUUCUGUUAAAAAGCUCUUUGUAUAAAUGUGUAAAGUAUAUACACAUGUAUUAUGCUGAUGUGGUGCUACCGAUGGGCUGGGUAAAGAUGACAUCCAUCUGCCUUAAGCAAGGUGAGAAGAACAGCAAAUAUCCUUUACUAUUGCUAACUGAACAAUGGCAUUUCUUUACCCACAUAUGUUUACUUAGGACUGUCCGAAGAAAAUAUGCUGAAAGCCAACCUUUGUGUAAACUCCUAGAGGGUAGUUUGCAAUGCAGUCUAUUAAGCUGUAGCUUGAUGAAUGUUUAUAUUGACCCACUGGCAAGAUUCUCAUCCUUACUAGUAAUCGUAAAGGGCUAUUUGUGCUAAUUGAAACUUAUUUUUUGUUGUUAAUGCAGUCUGCUAAUAUAUCGUGUCUUGGCUGUAUCAUUUCUGAGUUAAUUCUGGAGUUCCUAACAGUAACUUGUUUUAAUCAUGGAGUGACCAUAGCCAAUGAACACAGUUGACAUUCAUCAUGACCAGGUGUCUGUACAGCACACUAUGCUGUUUGUUGUGAGGUUGUGUCUCACUUUAAUGGUCUUGGUUGUUUACGCGAGAAUAAUCCCGGGGAAUCAUAGUCAGUAGUUAUUCACUCAGUAAAAUAAUCCCAAGGAAAUAUCAUUCAUGUCAUUCUUUUGGGAUUCUCCUUCCUACUAAUUAGUAACUGACUGUGUGUGAAAAGAGGUCUUGUCAGUGCAUAAUAUCCACCCCACUUCCACUCUUGUUUCACAAUCAAAGGUGAAACAGGGAAAUGUAGGCUUACAGGUAUGUACCAAUUUAGAGGAACUCUCACCUUUCACAUUACCCAAGAUUUCCUUAAAGUUGAAUUGUUAUUUACUUAGCUGUUAUGUUUCUACAUCUAUCAUCUUUGCAGCCGAUGUUUAAUCAUUAUACUGGAUGGCAAGCAUGCCAGUUGUCCCAGUCUUAGGCAAAGCAGGAAGAGAAAGGUAGGGCAUAAAAGAGUCAUAGUAGUGCUGAGACCUUAUGUAACACAGCAGAAGAGAAACAGAUCUAGCAGUAUCUUGUAAAUAAAGCAUAGGCUAUCCAUCAUAGGCUUCCACAGGAUAGCCAGGAAAUUUUCAACAAAUAUGACAAUGUUGUUUCCAAGCAGGGUAGUGGAAAUACUGAAGUUUAUAUGACUAUGUAGCACCAGAGCUGGAGGUAAAUAGAAGAUAACGGAAUAGCCAGUGUUUUAAGAAUGUUAUUUAUUUAUGUAGUUUAUAUUAAGUUGUUAGGUACAGUAAAUUAAUAAAUGUAUAUUUUAGGUAUACUACAAGUGAGUAUGUAUAAACCCGCAUAAACAAUUCUCUGGGAGUCAUUCAUAUGUUUCCAUUUAGCAUUGCCCAACUGAUUAUAGCUGUAUCUUAAUUUCUUUUCAAUUUUGUAUUAACUCUGGUUUUCAUGAGAAAUAUAAAUCUGUUUAGGAAUCCUUAUUUACAAUUAUACAACUUUUCCACUGCUUUUAUCAAACUAUUUAGCAGGUAUCUUGCUUCUACUGAUCAGGCAAAGUGUAAUUUAUGCACCACGACACAAACCAAGAAUCAAGACACCUCCGAACCAAACCUUUUAUUCGUACACUGUAAAGGCUAUUGUUUAGCUGAGGCACUAAGAGAAGAGAAUUUAUCUGGUGUACGAAUAAAAGCUUUGGUUCGGUGUCUUGAUUCCUGGUUUGUGUCGUGGUGCAUCAUUUUUUCCUGUUUGUGGUUUUCAAAGUGUAAUUUAUUUUGAAGACUUGUCCUUAAAGGGAGUCCACUGACAAAAUAUCACAUGCCAUAUUAUAUAAUACGUUUGGUAUAAGCAUAGUCAUUAUGUUUAAUUUACCAGCUUAUUUCGCCAAGACUUUUUAAAGGAUUUGAGGACUAGUGGGUGGAACAAACUGGUAGUCCUUAACAAGGCUUGCAUUUUCAGUAUCUAACUGGAUUAAGGAGAAAGUUUCAUAUGCAGUUCUUUUUCAUAUUUGCAGAAGUAAUUGCACUUUUCAUUUUGUUAGAUAUGGCAUACGACCAGUAAUGUGCAACAAAUCUGAAGCCACUUGUACCUGUUAACUUGUUAAGCAAGCUUCUAACUUCUCAUGCCUAUGUUUCAAGUUUUGAGCUGUUGGCUAUAAAACUAUAAAAUCAUGCUUAUGUAAACCAUCAGGAUGGUUGCAUUGUGAUAUCUUUCUCUUGUUAAUUAUGUGUUGAUAUGAAAGAUUCAUUCUUAUUUUUCAGUAUGUGAACAAAGGAGCAUAAUGUAACACUAAUGCCACUACUGCAGUGCUUUUAUAGAAUUCUUCACUACCAUACAUUCACACAACUGUACACCUGAUGCUGUCUGUCAGCACCAAUGCAGUCAGAAAACCAGAAAACUACACAGCUAAUGCUGCCUGUCACCACCAGUACAGAUAAAAACUGCCAAGCUAAUGCUGUUUGUCAUCGCCAAAGCAGACACAAAAUUAAAUGUGUGUUAAUCAUCAGUAUCAAUGCAUUAACAGAACUAUACAUAGUGCUGGAGAUGUCUGCUAAAACAUGACUUCUUAGCACUUCUGCGGCUUUAACCAUAUGCUAGUGGUUUAGAGGCAAGUGAGUUAAAUUGUGUAUGAUGUUUCUCACAUUAUAACACUUUCUUUUGCUAACCUUCUCUUCUUUCACUGAAUAAUGGUAUUUGUCAUACUAGUGCAUUUCAGUCAGCACUGGGCUUGCAGGCUUUUGUACCUGCCACAUCUUCAGUCAUCAUGUAAAAUGUGCUCAGUUUUAUGUUUCACCCUACAGCAUUGAUCUCAAAUAUCUUAAAUAAUUUAUUACGUUGACACAUAGUUUUUGAACUUAACAGUUGUUUUAAGGAACAGACACAUCCUUAUCUUUGUCUUUUUGCAUGUCCAUUUAUAUGAUUCUAGUGGUCAACAAAGGUGCUUCAUCACUUAGUCUGUAGACUUGGAGCGGAGUAAAAAACAAGGCCGAUAAGUUAUAUUAAGCUUCUUAGUCUUAGAGGCAGUAACACAAUAUAAACCUAACUAUUAUAACUUCAAAAUGGUUAUAAAAUGUAGUAUAAAAUGUAUUCCUUGUUUCAGAUCUUGAGACUAUUAUACAACACACUGUUUAGUGUACUUUCAGUCACAUAAAAUGACUGUUUCAUUUUUAAAAUUCUUUUAUUAGAAGUAAUGUAAUGGUCAUCCUAUCAGUUAUUCCCUCCUUCUAAGCAUAUUAGGCUUCAGGUUGUAUACCCCUUCCAAACCACAACUCAAGGUUAGGUGCAGAUUACUGUGCUCCAUGCAUCUAGGCACAUCAGCUGUAUUAAAUACUGGGCUUUAAAUGUAUACAUAAAAGUCUCCAAUAUCUAGUGAAAGUAUCUACAGUAAGACAUCAGCUAAAUACCUUGAUGCAGCUGAAAGGAUUAGAUGUUCCUCUGUACAUUUCACAUAAGGUGCAUUCUAACAAAUAUAAACUACCUACUGUAUAUCUUAUACUUUCAUAUUUCUCAUAAUUAUGUAUCCCUUUGUUUACAGCUCCAAAGUAGUUAAUUUCACACCAGAAGAUGUACUUUAUUUCUAUGACCCAGAUUUAUCACUGCCCCCAUUUCAUGCCUGCCACCAUACAGUGUUAUUCAAACAGAAAUAUGUCAUAUGUAACUAAUAGAGGUAUGUGUUCUUAGCCAACAAGCCUGAGUAAUCCAUGAAGUCGGAAAUAUUGUCAUGUUAUAAUGAAUAAUAAAACCUAUGUCGAUAUUCAA